Molecule: messenger RNA, 1005 nt
Organism: Paramuricea clavata
Lineage: Eukaryota; Metazoa; Cnidaria; Anthozoa; Malacalcyonacea; Plexauridae
Source: the annotation of a GenBank genome assembly
AUGUCCGAACAGAAACCCGUUAAGCGAAAACGUGCCUAUCGUUAUCGUGUGGUCUGCUCAGUUUGCCAAAAAGAAAUUGUGGCCGAAUAUCAGGAUGUCCACGCCAAAACUAAACACAAGGGAAAGAAGGUAAAAUUCACCGUUGCAGUUGAUGCUAAGCAAGCUAAACUUUGUUUUGCUACCGCUGGCGAGACAGUGGCCAUUACAACCAAAAGAAAGAAAAGCGAUGGCGAUACAGAUAGAGUGGAUAAUGACGCCGAGGGAAGUGAAAAUGACUGUCAAACUACUUUAAAAUGUGUCAAUGAAACCGUUUCAAGCGCAGAAAAUAUUGAGGGAAGAGAUGCUGAACUUACCGAGUCCUCCGUCUCCAGUAUAACCGUUGCAGUCUCAGUACAUAACAAUGACGUCGUGCCAGUUCGAGAAUUAUCGCAAAAUGAUCCGACCUAUUCUUUUCCAAGUACAGGAGCUAGUCACGGUAAGGUACUAUCAUUAUCAAAAUAUGCGUGUCUGAAUACCAGAGUGAAUGUUUACGUUUAAGUCUGAGAACUGUUUGUCUGUUUGUUACUCUUUCAGUCUUUGUGCUCUGCCUCUGGUAAACAGUUUUAAGUUUUUUCACGUAGUCGUGUAUCAUGAUGUAUUAGUAAGAGUGCUCAAUACUGUAUAGUGCUUCCAUGUAUUGGCAGCGUUGCAAUUUUUAGUUCAUUGUAUACGGUUUCUUUUUCGUUUAAACAUUGAAAAAUAGAUGUGUAAGCUACAACGCAGGUACAGACGUGCAGUGAUGGAAAGAAAACCAUUAACUUUCUUUAAAGUCCUUAAAACCCCUUGUUGUCGUUGAUUCUCGUUGCUACGAGAAAAUCCGAAAUGAUUAUUACUUUUACAUUCAUUAUUUCUUACUUUAGAUGAUUCCCAAAGCUUUGACGACAAUUUCGACACUAUACGCGUGCAUGCACCAGACCUAAAAGACUGUAAUUCGGAGAAAUCGUGCCUGCAGAUGAAAGGACCACA